Molecule: messenger RNA, 959 nt
Organism: Beta vulgaris subsp. vulgaris (sugar beet)
Lineage: Eukaryota; Viridiplantae; Streptophyta; Magnoliopsida; Caryophyllales; Amaranthaceae
Product: agamous-like MADS-box protein AGL80
Exons: 2
Coding region: 102-959 (285 amino acids)
Biological process (GO): positive regulation of transcription by RNA polymerase II
Molecular function (GO): RNA polymerase II cis-regulatory region sequence-specific DNA binding; protein dimerization activity; DNA-binding transcription factor activity, RNA polymerase II-specific
Source: RefSeq, a predicted model, not a curated record
CAAAGAUCCCUAUAUAUUAACACCCACCACCUUAGGAGAAUAUACACAUUUAACACAAUAACACAUACACCUUCCCCUUGUUGUUUUUUCUCUCCAACACCAUGACAAGGAAGAAGGUUAAGCUAGCCUUCAUCACCAAUGACUCAGCCCGAAAAGCGACGUACAAGAAGCGAAAGCGAGGUCUAUUGAAGAAGAUGGACGAGCUGACGACCCUAUGUGAUGUCAAGGCUUGUGCCAUUCUCUACAGCCCGUAUGAGGCCCGGCCUGUGGUGUGGCCUGGACCGUCCGGGGCUCGAGACGUGAUCGCGAGCUUUAAACGGCUGCCGGAGAUGGAGAAGGUGAAGAAAAUGGUUAGCCAAGAGGAGUUUUUAAGGCAGAGGGUGUCUAAGGCACAUGAACAGUUAAAGAGGCAACAAAAAGAAAAUAGAGAAAAAGAGAUGACUCAAAUUAUGUAUGAGUGUUUGACUGGUAAGAGUAUACAAAAUAUGAGUUUUUUAGACUUAAGUGAUCUUGGUUGGGUGAUUAAUCAAAAUUUGAAUGAAAUUAACAAGAGAAUUGAGGGUUUCGAGAAAGGAAAGUCUAGUUCUAAUGGGGUGGGCCCUGGGAUGGAGAGUGAAGUUUUGCAAGCACAAAAGGGGAAUUUUGAUGCCAUGCAAAUGCAAAUGAUGGUGCAACCAUGGUCAUCAUUUAUGGAUAUGAUGGGACCACCGAUGGUGUUUGAUCAUCAUCAACAACAUUCUCAUCCACAUCCACAUGCACAUCCACAUCCACAUCAUGGUAUGGGGAUGGGAGGAGGAGGGUUAGGAAAUGGGUUAUAUGGUGGAGCAAGUGGUGGUGCUAGUAGUAGUACUAGUAAUACUAAUAGUACGAAUAUGGUGAUGAUGAUGGGUCAGUUUGGUGAAUACCAUGGCCAUGGUAUUAAUCCAGCUUUGUGGUCUAAUGCUUUCUUCCCUAAAUGA